Notothenia coriiceps (black rockcod) is the source of this 1303-nucleotide messenger RNA. RefSeq names its product dapper homolog 3-like. Bases 17 to 1303 code for a protein of 428 amino acids. Lineage: Eukaryota; Metazoa; Chordata; Actinopteri; Perciformes; Nototheniidae. Gene Ontology annotation, cellular component: cytoplasm. The record is from RefSeq and is a predicted model, not a curated record. Gene Ontology annotation, biological process: negative regulation of canonical Wnt signaling pathway. The transcript has a single exon.
AUCAGACGACCCCCUGAUGCUGAACGGAGACGUGGAGGUGCCCGUCCUUCGCACCUCGUUAACCCGAUCUUUCUCCGCCCCGUACCCGCCUCUGGAGGGCAUCGCUGAGGAGGCCUGGCAGUGGGACGCCUGGCAGGAGUACCAGGUCUCAGAGGAGGAAUACCAGCGGGCCGUGAGGGUGGAGGGUUACAUCUUGAGUCUCGUUCACCGCUACACCCUCAAAUCACGGCACUGUUGGCCUCGCACCACCCUGACCCCCGACCCCCAGUACUACACAUCCCUACGCAAGAGAAAUCCUUCCUUUUCCUCGAAGCAGCGCUUUCCUGACCCGCAUCCGCUGCCAAAUAUUGACCUUUCUCAGAGCCAGGGCUGGGGUUGCGACCUGCUGCAGGGGGAAGAGGCUCCAUCUCUCGAGGAGGACUGCUAUCUGGCUCUGCCCUACCCCCAGUCCAGACCACUCUCCCUGGCCGAGAGACUACCAUCACCUCUGCCCUCUUUGGACCCCAACUGUGGUGUUGGGCCUCGUGACCCUUAUUGUGAGCCCCCAUCCCCCCAGCAUCAUUACUCACAUCCUCACAAACACAGUUCAGUUGGUGCUCAGUUCAUCCCCGGACAGGCGGGCCAAGCGUCCCCGAGACACUUCAACUCGGAGCAGCACUCCAAGGAAAGAACUUCCAAGAAGAGCCACAACGAGCGGCCGAAACCCAAGAAAUCCAGCAGUAAAACCAGCAGAUCCCAGUCUGAGAACAGCCUGCUGGGUCAGAGGGUUCUGCCCGAGCGCCGGUACAGCACCACCGAGAGGCACCAAGGAAAAACGGACCAGAAUACCCGAGUUCCUGGACCUCAGGGGGGCGUCGGCAACGAGAGCCGGCGCUGGUGCUCCAACCUGGAGCUCAGCCAGGAUGAAGGGGAGGAAGCGGCAGCGGGAAUAAGACGGGCACUUCGAAAAGCUCGCCAUUGUUCCCAUUCCCAGCAGCAGGACUUCCAGCAGAGGGCGCCGCUCUGCCGGGGCGAGGAGGGCUACAACGGCCCCGCAGAAUCCGAGUCCAGCAUGAGCGAAGUUUACUCCCCGGCUUCCAGCUCCCUGUCCAGUGACUCAGAUGAUUUCGGGGGUCUCGUUUGGCCCCAACAGCUGCCGCCUCGUCUGGCCUCUUCAUCUUCCUCUUCAUCCCCUUCACCCAAGACCACAGCCAACGUCAACGUCCAACCAAAAGCCUUCGUCAAGAUCAAAGCCUCGCACGCCCUCAAGAAAAAGAUCCUCAGGUUCCGCUCGGGGUCGCUCAAAGUCAUGACCACCGUGUGA